Molecule: messenger RNA, 567 nt
Organism: Helianthus annuus (common sunflower)
Lineage: Eukaryota; Viridiplantae; Streptophyta; Magnoliopsida; Asterales; Asteraceae
Exons: 4
Coding region: 1-567 (188 amino acids)
Source: RefSeq, a predicted model, not a curated record
AUGAAUGCUUAUGAAAAGAGUAGAAUGUCAAGGAUUCAAGAGAACCAAAAAAAAUUAAAAGCUUUGGGAUUGAAAAAUAUUGCUAAAUCUUUGACAAGUCUAGCAAAGAGUGACAAAACAAAGAAAAAGAAAAAGAAAUCAAUGGAUACCAACGAGAAAGAUAUAGAUGUAGAGUAUAUGCCUGGUUCUGAUGUUGAUGUUGAUGUUGAGCAAGAUUAUCAAGAAGCCGCUACAAAAAUCUCUAAAAAGAAACAACGUCCAACAUACAUUGCUUCGCAGUCCCUGAAAAGAUAUAAGAGAAAGUUAUUUGCAGUUGGCAACGAUGAUGACCAUGGGGAGCGUGACAUGAGAUUUCAUGAUGAUGUUGAAUUUGAUGAUAUUGAAGAUAUAGAUAUGAAUGAAGCUUAUGAAGAACAAGAUAGUUUUAAAGAUGAUGGAGAUAAAGACAUGGAAGAUUUAGAAAAGGUGAAUGAUUUAGAAAAUCAGAACGAUGAACUGGUUGAAGAAGAAUGUGAAGUUCUAGAAAAUGAAGAAGAGCAUAAAUUCGGAAUGUACGUAAAAGUGUGA